CUGGGAAACUCUUGACCUCGAGUGCUGGAUGCUGGAACUUGUAGCUAGAUCUCAUCGCUUUCUGGUGUCGCGCCUUUCAACUCAGGGUAGUUUUCUAUUGCUCCACAGAGCUGUGGUCAGCCACUUAGCUGCUGAUACCGGGGCUGAGAGGAUUUCUGCGGCGGCGCGAUUCUCUGACGUUUCCCCUUAUAAUUGGCCGGGAGCUGCGGCUGCAAUUCUGAAGCCUAAGUGGCCGCCCGCGCCGCCUCGGAGGUGAAGUGUACUGCGCUGAUUGGCUGAGAGGCGCCGGCCGCGUGUGAUGUCCAGAGCAGCGAUUGGCUCUGACCCGCCGGGGGCUUCUCUCGCCGGGACUCAGGACUCCCGGGAAGUGGACUGGUAGAGGAGGGGGCCAGGUAGCUGUCGGUCUCGACCGAGUCGGAGACCCCGGCGUGAGGCGGCUUCUCAGGACCGGGUGGGCUGGCGAGCCGACGCGGCGGCGGCGGAGGCUGUGAGGAGUGCCGGGGGGCAGGGGCUCGCUCAGAAAGACCAUGGCCCCGCAGAACCUGGGCACCUUCUGCCUGUUGCUGCUGUACCUCAUCGGGGCCGUGAUCGCCGGGCGAGAUUUCUAUAAGAUCUUGGGGGUGCCUCGCAGCGCCUCUAUAAAGGAUAUUAAAAAGGCCUACAGGAAACUGGCCCUGCAGCUUCAUCCCGACCGGAAUCCUGACGAUCCUCGAGCGCAGGAGAAAUUCCAGGAUCUAGGUGCUGCUUAUGAGGUUCUGUCAGAUAGUGAGAAACGGAAACAAUAUGAUACUUACGGUGAAGAGGGAUUAAAAGAUGGACAUCAGAGCUCCCAUGGAGACAUUUUUUCACACUUCUUUGGUGAUUUUGGUUUCAUGUUUGGAGGAACCCCUCGUCAGCAAGACAGAAAUAUUCCAAGGGGAAGUGAUAUUAUUGUAGAUCUGGAAGUCACUUUGGAAGAAGUGUAUGCAGGAAAUUUUGUAGAAGUGGUCAGAAACAAACCUGUGGCAAGGCAGGCGCCCGGCAAACGGAAGUGCAACUGCCGCCAGGAGAUGCGAACCACCCAGCUGGGCCCUGGGCGCUUCCAGAUGACCCAGGAGGUGGUCUGUGAUGAGUGCCCCAAUGUCAAACUAGUGAAUGAAGAACGAACUCUGGAGGUAGAAAUUGAACCUGGGGUGAGAGAUGGCAUGGAGUACCCCUUUAUUGGAGAAGGUGAGCCUCAUGUGGAUGGAGAGCCAGGAGACUUGCGGUUCCGAAUCAAAGUUGUCAAGCACCCAAUAUUUGAGAGGCGAGGCGAUGACUUAUACACAAACGUGACCAUCUCCCUCGUGGAGUCACUGGUGGGCUUCGACAUGGAUAUCACGCACUUGGAUGGUCACAAGGUACAUAUUUCCCGGGACAAGAUCACCAGACCGGGAGCCAAGCUGUGGAAAAAAGGGGAAGGGCUCCCCAACUUUGACAACAACAACAUCAAGGGCUCUUUGAUAAUCACUUUCGAUGUGGAUUUUCCAAAGGAACAGUUAACAGAGGAAGCAAGAGAAGGUAUCAAACAGCUACUGAAACAAGGGUCAGUGCAGAAAGUAUACAAUGGACUGCAAGGAUAUUAAGAGUGAAUAAAAUUGGACUUUGUUUCAAAUAAGUGCAUCGGCGAUAUUUAUUAUCUGCAGGGGUUUUUUGUGUGUGGUUUUUGUUUUUAUUCUCAAUAUACAAGUUUGGCUUAAAUUUUUUUUUUCUUCUAAUGAUCAUCAUGAAAUGAAUAAGAGGGCUUAAGAAUUUGUCCAUUUGUGUUGAGAAACGAAUGACCAGCAAAAGGUUUAAUAAUACCUCUCCCUUUGGGGAUUUAUGUCUGGUGCUGCCGCCUGAGUUUCAAGAAUUAAAGCUGCAAGAGGACUCCAGAUGCAAAAGACACAAUACAAAGGGUUGGAGUUAAUUGUUAGCUAUUUCAUUCGAAAUGCCAACUGGAGAAGUCUGUUUUUAAAUACAUUUUGUUGUUACUUUUU
Molecule: messenger RNA, 1997 nt
Organism: Sus scrofa (pig)
Lineage: Eukaryota; Metazoa; Chordata; Mammalia; Artiodactyla; Suidae
Source: RefSeq, a predicted model, not a curated record